This is a messenger RNA of Maudiozyma saulgeensis, 1878 nucleotides long. NCBI's taxonomy places the organism in Eukaryota, Fungi, Ascomycota, Saccharomycetes, Saccharomycetales, Saccharomycetaceae. The record is from the annotation of a GenBank genome assembly.
AUGGAUACAGAAACUGAAAGACUAGUGAAGGAUUUUACAAGUGUUCUUGAUGAAUUGACUUUUAAUUCAAAACCUAUCAUUACGACUUUAACUAAAUUAGCAGAAGAAAACAUAUCAUGCGCUCAAUAUUUUGUGGAUGCCUUAGAGACUAGAAUAAAUAAAUGUGUUCCAACACAGAAAUUAUAUGCAUUUUAUGCAUUAGAUUCCAUUUGUAAAAAUGCUGGUAGUCCCUACACAAUUUAUUUUAGUAGAAAUUUGUUUGCAUUAUACAAAAAGACUUACCUUUUAGUUGAUAAUACAACAAGAAGUAAACUUAUAUCAUUAUUCAAGACAUGGAUGACCCCAAGUGAAGCUACAGGAAGUCCCUUAUUUGAGACAUCAUCCCUAGGGAAAAUUGAGACUUUUUUAAUUAAAGCAAGUGCAUUACAUCAAAAGAAUUAUCAAUCUAUGUUACCAACUCCAACUGUACCAUUAUUAUUAGCAGACAUUGAUAAAUUGACUAUUUUAACAAAGCAAAGAUUGGUUAAAGCACCUACUGAUCAAAAGUUAAAUAUAAAAUUACAAGUUCUGGGACAAUUGAAACAAGAAUUACAAAAGGGUAAAUUAUCACAAGCUGCAUUAAGGCAAGUACAAUUACAACUAAAAGAAGUAUUUUCACAGGAUCAACAACUAAUACAACAACAAUAUGAAUAUGAACAAAAAACUCAACAGAGGCAGCAAUACCAACAACAGCAACAACAACAACAUCAUCAACAAAAGAGAUUAGAUGGCUCAGAUUCUCUUGGGACUAAUGAGAGUCAAAAAUCUAGUUCGUCUACACCUAUCCCAUUGUUUGAUAAUAUGACAAGUUUAGGUUCAAACGUAUCCUCCCUCUUUGCAAAUACAACGGGAGUGUUAUCAUCCCAAAAAUUAGAUGUAAUGGAAAAGGCCAAUAAAGAAUCAAAAGUUCAAAAUUUAUAUCAGUCAUUGAACAAUUUGGGAUUAUUGUAUAAACCUCAGAACGAAUCAAUCGUAGCUCUCUAUGAUAAGAUUAAGCCUAAUGAAUCUGAUAUCUCAGCCAAAGAUCAUGAAAUCCAAUUACCCCCAGUUGAAAUGUUACAAAAUAUUGUUUUAGAUUGCAAAGCAUAUUUUGCAAAUGUUAAUAUUAAUAUUUCGAAUAUACCAUCACUAUCAUUUAGUCAAGAAAAUUUGACUAAUCCCAAUAACGUUGUAUUAAACAAUUUAAUACAUUUACUAUAUCGUGCUAAGUCGAACAAAUGUAAUACAUGUGGUAAAAGGUUCGGUAACUCAAACGAUGAGAAAAGGUUAUUAAGCGAACAUUUAGAUUGGCACUUUAGAAUUAACAAAAGAAUAAAAGGUUCAUCUCAAGUAAUUUCGAAUAGUAAUACAGGGGCUACCGCAAUGCAAAAAAAUAUCCAAUCAAGAAAUUGGUAUUUGCAAGAUUCUCAAUGGAUUAGCUUUAAUGAUGAUGAUAUCACAUCAACUAAAAAUAUCGUAAACGACAAUGAUGGACGUAAUAGGAAUAGAAGAGAUGAUAAAUGGAAAAAUAUGGGCGACAAUUCAAGUAAAAUCGGUCAUAAUCCAUCAUCCUCAGGGACUGAUGGAACUCUUAACGACGGUACGAUUAAUGAAGAUAUAUUACGCGAGGCAAAGGUAUCUGUCCCUGAAACGAAUGUCGAUAUGACAUUCAAAUGCCCUAUAUGUAAGGAUACUGUUGGUGCAGUAUAUGAUGAAGAUUCUGGUGAGUGGGUUUGGAAGAAUACUGUUUAUAUUAAUGGCAAAUAUUUCCAUGCUAUUUGUUAUUAUGAUUCUAUUAAAAAUAAUACAAAUGGAGAUUAUUCUUCGGCUCUUCAGAAUUUUAGAAAGCUCAUAAAAUGA